Messenger RNA from Fusarium coffeatum, 1548 nucleotides. RefSeq lists its product as uncharacterized. The transcript is spliced from 4 exons. Bases 1 to 1548 code for a protein of 515 amino acids. The record is from RefSeq and is a predicted model, not a curated record. Lineage: Eukaryota; Fungi; Ascomycota; Sordariomycetes; Hypocreales; Nectriaceae. Gene Ontology annotation, molecular function: zinc ion binding; DNA binding. Gene Ontology annotation, biological process: DNA-templated transcription.
AUGCCUAAAUUUUUGAUGCGAGACCAAAAUCAUUAUUUCGACUCGUGGAUUUACAAAUUCUCUUCAGACGGACCACAACCCGACGAAACACUAGUAAAGGAUCCUAUCAUCUACCAGGUUCCAUACCAUGCUGCUGAAGUCACCGACCCCCAUCUAGACGCCAUCAAGGCAAAGAAAUGGACCAAGAUAAUCGACGAUGACAAGCUUUUGAGAAAACUCAUUCAAAUUUAUCUCCUCAAGGAAUAUCCCUUCCUUCCCGCCUUCCAGAAGGACUACUUCCUUCAAGAUAUGCUUUCAGGCCGCAAGCAAUACUGCUCACCCCUCUUGGUCCAUGCAGUUCUUGCGUCUGCUUGUCACGGCUACUCUGAGGCGGCAAAUCGUGCCGAGUUCUGGAAUCCACAGAUGUUGGGGUAUCAAUUUCUCGGCGAGGCACGGCGGCUGUGGGAGCUUGAGGCUGCGAAGCCGAGGCUGACGACCAUCCAAGCUGCCAUCGUGUUGUCGGUGGUGUACGAUGCGAAUGGUGCUGAUGAGAUUGGGAGGCAGUACCUUGCACAGGCGGUUGCUGCGGCUCAUACAAUGCAUCUCUUUUCUCAGCCAACACAAGUUGAUGAUGAGGUUGAGUACAAUGCUAAAGCCAUCACAGCGUGGUCGUUGUUCGGACUACAAGCUGUUCACAGUUUUGCCGUCUUCAAGGCACCGUUAUUAUCCAUGCCCCCCAGCAUAGCGCUGCCGGAGAUCUCCGAAGAGUCCAACAACUACGGUGAUCUUUGGCUUCGCUAUCCAUCGAGCAAACGGCCCAUAGCGGUGAACUACAGUCAUACCUUUAUUGCCUUGGCCGAGUUUCGAGCCAUUAUCAACGACAUGGCUGCCAUGUUCUUCAUCAAGGUCGAGAGACCGGUCAACAUGACCAUCAAUAGCAUCCAAGGAUUUUGUGUUCGGCUCGACAGUUGGUAUCGCAAUCUUCCCCCAGAUCUUACGGCAGAAGAAAUAUGCUUUCCCUGGCAACUCAAGCUUCAUAUGCAUUAUUACAACUUGAUCAUAUUCCUCCUAGAAACACUUAACGUCACAACCCCACAAGCACUGUACGAUGCAAGCGUGCAGAGAGCACUGAACGAAGCUAAAGUUCGACUUGAGACCAUCCUCCGACUAUACUACCUCCGACAUGGCUACGAGUCAUACGACCUCUUUCUUCUUUCGUUGUUAUCUUUCCUAGGCUUUAUGCAGAUCAAAGCCAUGAACAGCAUUGACUCAGGAGAACUAGAGAGCAGACGAUCAACGGUGGCGCUGGCCGCCAAGGGACUUCAUGAUCAAAGUAGAAAUUGCUAUCUAGCCGAGAUUGUCUUUCGAAUCAUGAAGAGGAAUAUGGGUGCUGAUAGUUACUAUCUACUCAAAAAUAUUGAUAUUGGAGAUGAGGACGAAGAGGCGUCGAUACGAAUGUCGGAGCAAGUUCAUUCAUCAUGGCCGAUUGAUGUUCAUUCCAUUGAUGAGAACGCGGAUAAGCAGAGAAUUGAGAAUUUGAUCAGGAAGACAGAUAGACUUAGGGUAUAA